UUCUUCCGUGGCAAGACAUAAACUUUGAAACGUGAAACUUUGUUCUCGCGCACAGCUCACCGUCACGCCAUCACCGUCCGCCACGGCGCAGUGCCUGCGAAACGCAUAAUGAGGUCCACUGGAGGAGCUACUACGUUUUCUUGAUUUUCUUCUGCCAUCAAUUUCAAUCAUCUGCCAAAUUUUCUGCACAGAAUUGGAUCCAACUCGGAUCAUCUUCCAUGUCACUUUCCCUGGAGAGUUCUUUGGCAGUCCAACCAUCCCUACCUACUGCAUUAAUAGCACAUCUCUGUGCCUGUAGUACUGAGCCUCUCACUCUCAAUCGUCUCACUGAUGGAGAAUAUGGAGAUGGUUCAGACAGAGUUGACUAUUCACAGUUCAUAGCCUGGAAUGGGGUCUCCAGGAUCACGCUAACACGUUCAGGUGGCUAGUACUCUAAAUUCAGUGAGAACUGUAAACCUGUUCUUCUAUCAUGACCCGGCACUUGGAAUAGGUCUACCUGAGUUUAAUCUUACUGGCUCAACAAGUGAAACGACGCCGGGAGCGCCUCUCCCAUACACCAUCCUCGGUAACCAGGACCUCGGGGCUGGUGAUGCGCAAGUCCGAAAUGUGACACUAGCUCUGACUCAGAGUAUAGUAGGAGAUGCUAAUCGUUUUCACAUUGCAUUCUCUCUGAUUAGUGGCGUCCAGCAGUUUGCUCUCAGUGAAGUAGAGCUCUGUUCUGACGUAGCCGAAGUUGCAGCAGAGACCCUCUCAGUGAGACUGAACAGUGAACCAAUACAGCUAGUGAACGGGUCAACUGUUCUGUUACCAGCCAACAGGACAGGAGUCAGCGAAGAUGACGUCAUCAGACUCUCCUGUACUGUGGUCAACCAGGGCAGGUUCACGUGGGUGUGGACACUCCCUGACUCUGUCUCCUCCACAACACAACAAGAGAUUCUGGACGGUCAACUGAUACUGGAUGGCACACGGACUAGAGUCAUUGAGGUUCCCCGGAGUAGGGAAAGUGUUGGGGAACUACACCUGUACUGCCAGUUAUGCCACUGGCACUGGACUUCCUGCUUCAUCUGUUGCUGAGGAAUUUAUCAUUGAUGUAGAAUUGGUUUUGUACCCAAACGAGAGAACUGUGAUUUUUGAAGAAAAUGAUUUUGUGUUGUUGGAGUGCAUCUUGGCCGGCGAGGUAUCAUGGACUGAAGAAAUACGGUGGUUUUUCAAUGGACAGAUCAUAAGCAAUUCCGGAAAAUAUAGUGUUUUGGAGUCGAUAAACAUUCUGUGUGCAUAUGGGACAUGUCAUCAGUCACAACUGCAGAUAAGACAAGCUGGUCAAGCUGAUGCUGGGAUCUACACAUGUCAGUAUGCUGGUCUUUCAGAUGUGAUCCUCCUAAUGCAACUGCUAUCACCAGCCAUACCGCCAGCUUCACUCCCAGAUCCACCCCCCACACAGCAAACUAACACUCCUUUCAAAUCACCAGAGAUCCCUACUCUCAUUGCUACAAAAACUAACACUCCUUCCAAAUCAUCAGAGAUCUUUUUGAUUGCUGGACUAACCGCUGCAGGAUUUGUGUUAAGUCUGACCGUAGCUGUAAUCGUCACGGUUAUGUGUGUAGUAAUGAGGAGACGAAAGUCACUGAUGGCACAACCCAAUGAACAGCCAAUGUAUGACUAUGUGGAGCCACCCAAUCUACCACCAGAGAGGGUUAAGUUGGAGGGGAACACGGCCUAUGGUAUUAUCCAACCACAACCUCUUGAAGAUCUGUCUGCUACAAACCAAACAACUCCCUCUGAAACUGUAGCGACGAAGGGGAAUGAAGCUUAUGGACAGACAGGGGUUCUGCAGUUACAAGAAAAUGAAGCUUACCAACAGAGAGAGGUGCUGCAGCUACAAGAAAAUGAAGCUUAUGAACACACGCGAGAGGUGGUCAUUUACUUGUAGGUGAAUGUAGCAUAUGAACAGACAAGAGAUAAGUACUAGCAAAAUAUUGUGUAUUUGGUCCUUGUUACUCCAAGUAAAUUCCAAAUUCCAGGGAAUUUGUAAUAAAAAUAGUAGCUAGCUAAACAUGCCCAC
Messenger RNA from Geodia barretti, 2062 nucleotides. NCBI's taxonomy places the organism in Eukaryota, Metazoa, Porifera, Demospongiae, Tetractinellida, Geodiidae. The record is from the annotation of a GenBank genome assembly.